Messenger RNA from Lytechinus variegatus (green sea urchin), 1549 nucleotides. RefSeq names its product carbonyl reductase [NADPH] 1-like. The transcript is spliced from 6 exons. NCBI's taxonomy places the organism in Eukaryota, Metazoa, Echinodermata, Echinoidea, Temnopleuroida, Toxopneustidae. Gene Ontology annotation, molecular function: carbonyl reductase (NADPH) activity. The record is from RefSeq and is a predicted model, not a curated record. The coding region runs from base 74 to 949 and encodes 291 amino acids.
UAGAGCAGCAGUUGGCGGCUCGUGAUUUUUGCAUUUGCAGAAGCCUGAGUGCUAGUGAGAAGAGACGAACAAAAUGUCUUCUAAGGUUGCUGUUGUAACUGGUAGCAAUUCUGGAGUUGGUCUUGCCAUCGUCCGAGCUUUCUGCAAGCAUUUUGGUGAGAAUGGAGCUGUAUAUUUGACGGCAAGGAACGAGGAGCGAGGAAUGCAGGCCAUAGAAGUCUUGAAGAAGGAAGGCCUUAAUCCUAGAUUCCAUCUCCUUGACGUGGACGAUGUUAGUAGUAUGGAGAUGCUUCGAGAUGAUAUCAGGACUGAACAUGGGGGCUUGGACAUCCUGGUCAACAAUGCAGGAAUUGCCUAUAAGGGUAACCCUCCAAUGUUUGAGCAAGCUGUCGGAUCUAUCAAGACCAACUACCACGGUGUCCGUCUAAUGACUGAUACGUUCCUGCCGAUCAUCAGGGAUGGUGGCAGGAUCACACAUGUUGCUAGCAUGGGGGCUCCCAUGGCCUACUACAGGUUGAGCGUAGAACUUCAGGAACGAUUCAAGCAAGUCUCAACUGUACAGGACGUGACGAACCUUAUGAAUGAAUUCAUUGAGGCUACCAAGAUUGGAGACCAUGUCCAGAAGGGUUGGCCAGAUUGGGCCUAUGGGACCAGCAAACUUGGAGUAGUAGCCCUCACCAAAAUACAGGGUGAAAACGUUAGCAAGGAUUCAAGCAAAAAGGAUGUCCUCAUUAACUCUUGCUGCCCUGGUUACGUUGCUACCGGCAUGACGGCUCAUCAUACGGGUGAAAAGGCAAAGCAUAGGCUCACUCCAGAUCAGGGGGCAGAUACCCCAGUCUACCUGUCCCUCCUACCAGCCGGCACCACCAACAUUCAAGGAAAGUUUCUGUAUAAGAGAGAGAUUAAAGAUUUCUUCACAGUUGAUAUCAGACCAAUUACAUUGAUAUAAUUUGUUAAUUCAGUGUCACAUUCACGAUCCAACUACUCUUUUAAUAUUAGAAGAACUCAUGUGAUUUGAAAACUGUUAUACAACCUUUAUUCUUUAUUGUCCUAUAAUAUUUUGAUUUUAAUAUGUUUAAUUGUAACUUUGAUGGGAAUGAUAAUCAUGAACACUGUGAUGAUAAAGAUGAUGAUGUUGAUGAUGAUUAUGAUGAUGAUGGUGAUGAUGAUGAUGAGGACAAGGAGGAGGAGGAGGAUGAAUAUUAUGAUGAUGAAGAUGAUGAUGGAAUUAUCAUUCUUCGUAUUAGAAGUAGUAACACUGGUAUAAUUAUUGAAUUGCUAUUAUGUCUUUCAUAUUAUAGGGGCUAUAUUGUAUAAUUUAUGAGCUCUAAGUAUAUGCGGGUUCUUCCAACACAGAACAAGAACAGAUGGAGAGGUAGAUGUUACCGGUUUAAAGUUCUGUGCUCAACUGCCUGAACUAGGCAGGGUCUAUUUUAUUCUCAAUUUCUUCUUUUGGCCUUCUUUGCACAAGGUACUAGAUUUCAAUACAUAUUCAAAUUAACUUGAAGAUGACAAUAAUAAAGUAAUGCAUAUCAUGGAUGAGAACCAA